CCCGCCAUGAAGUACCUCGACUACCCCCUCCUCACGCAGCUCUCAGACUCGCUCUCCUCAGACACCUCCUCCGACCUCCGCGUCCAUGCCAGGUUCGAGGCGUACAGCGUGAAACCCGUCGGCAAGGAGAAACGUGCAUUCAAGGAGCGAGAAGAGGCCUACAUGAGCGAGCAGGAAGGCAUGGAUGAAAUGAGCUUUUCUCCCGAGAUGAGAGAGGCUGGUCUCGCCUCAUGCUUUGGCCGACUCGACGAGAAGGAGUCUCGCAAAGUGCACUUUCUCCUGGUCUCCACACUCAACUCGGCCUUCCCGGACCAUGACUUUUCCUCCCUGCGGCCAGACCAUUUCACGAGGGAGCACUCGGCCUCCCAAGUCUUGGCGUAUCUCAGCGGAAGUCUGCUUGGUCCAGCCGGCACAGGCUCUGCCCCAAUCUUCUUGGCUCCAAUGUCUCUCCAUUCCCGCUCUCCGCAAUCUUCACCCUCCUUGCACCCCCAUUCUUUCUCCCACUCGCCUACCCUUUAUAAUCCAUCAUCUUUCGACUUGUCUUCCGGCUCCCUUCCGUCCCUCUCGAACCUCGACGAUAUUAACCUGUACCGCGCAUUGAAUCAAGUCAUUUCGAUGGAUGAUUCGGAUGUCUAUUCAUGGUUCCCUGAGCCGGAAUACGACCCUCAUAUGGACUCGAUCGAGGACGGGGACCGAGAGGACUACAUUGAGGAAGAGGAAGAAGGGAUGGACGUGGAAGACGAGAACAGCGGUGACAGAAGUGAUACAUGGGGCACUGGAAUGGAUUUGGAUAUGGAAAUGGAGAUUGAAGGAGAAGACAGACGGAAUUCCGGCCGGCAACCCGUCUCAGACGUAUGGGAAGCACCUGAAAGACGUGUCGGUGGUCUGUUAUGGAGUGCCAACUACUUUUUUUAUAACAAGAGGCAAAAACGAAUAUUAUUUCUUACAUGCUGGUGUCGUCACGUACCUCCUUCCCCUUCCCGCCCUUUAAUCAACGACUUGGUGGAUGGCCAGACUCCUGCGCUUCCUCUUCCAAUAACGGCCUCAUUCUCACCUUCUUCUCUGGAACAAUCCGUUCCUCAUCCACCAAUCGUUUCCGGUCGCCGACAUUCGGGCCGUAAGGCCCGCCAUCCCCCUCCUCUCCGACACAAGCCUACCCUCGUCAGUAAUAUGCCUAGUACAAGCAAUAGGGGGGACGACACUUCCUCCACUAUUCCCAUCCGUGGCCUCUCCCGCCCGCCUGCUAACCCAAAUACCCAGCCCAGCGCUCAUGCCCACUCGCCCGCAACCCCACGGUCAGAUAAACUCACCGCCUCUGUCCCUGGGCCUUCUGGAUUUGGUUUCACCGCUCUGGGCGGCGUUGGGCAGGGACAGCAGAGCCCAAUGGCAAGGAUGCGAGUCGGGGGUUUCAAGCCUCGACAGACACCCGCAAGGAUGGUUAUCAAUGCUCGAGCUGCCGAAGCGACUAGCCAGCCUUCUUCUCGGCUUCAGGCGGCUCGGGAUAAAAACCAGGAAGGCGAAGGCGAGAAACGGGGAAGAAGUGAGAGUACUACCCCUGGACCGUCUUCGGUCGGCGGAAGCGGCGGCGGUGGUGGCGGAGGGGGAGGGGGAGGUGCGAGUGCUCUGACUGCAGGGAUGAGGGCCGCGGGAAGUGCCACUGGAAGCGCGGGGUCAGAGACUGGGGAAAAGAAACGAGUAAAAGUCUAAGAUUUAUAAUCACUUUUCCGUCCUUGGUCAUGUGUGGGUGAAUUCUCGGUAUCUACUGUAUCAAUUUUUUUCCUCCUUCCUCUUCAUUGUCCAUCAUCUCAUAGUUAUCUUCUUAUCAGUCGAAAACUGUCUUCAUGCCACAUUAUUUCUGUUAAUAAUUACUUUUUGAUCUUCGUUGUCUUUAGUUUUCUUUUUUUUUCCCGCAUUUUGUCGUGGCCGAGGAACAGAAUUUGUUCUUUGGAAUCAAUUAUUCAACAACAUUGUCAUAUCGUUAUUUAUUAUCGCAGUCGUCAAACAAAUGCGUUACCAUGGUUUUACAAAUGAUAUGCAGGUCGCAAUAAUCAUAAGCCCACAGAUCGCACCAGCUCUUCUUUGACACCUAUGACCUAUUUAGUUCAUCAUCCUCAUUAAAGACAAGGCUUUCACACGACAAGAGACGAUUCAACACAGAUGAACAGUUCGUAUGCAGUGCAUUUCAACGUCGAUUGUCCGGUCAUAAUAGUGCGGGGAAUCACGGGAAAACAAAGAGAAA
Cryptococcus deneoformans JEC21 is the source of this 2239-nucleotide messenger RNA. Its product is annotated as negative regulation of transcription from Pol III promoter-related protein, putative. Gene Ontology annotation, molecular function: RNA polymerase III core binding. Gene Ontology annotation, biological process: negative regulation of transcription by RNA polymerase III. The transcript is spliced from 5 exons. The record is from RefSeq and is a predicted model, not a curated record. Gene Ontology annotation, cellular component: nucleus. Bases 7 to 1707 code for a protein of 566 amino acids. Lineage: Eukaryota; Fungi; Basidiomycota; Tremellomycetes; Tremellales; Cryptococcaceae.